Molecule: messenger RNA, 699 nt
Organism: Pestalotiopsis fici W106-1
Lineage: Eukaryota; Fungi; Ascomycota; Sordariomycetes; Amphisphaeriales; Sporocadaceae
Exons: 1
Coding region: 1-699 (232 amino acids)
Source: RefSeq, a predicted model, not a curated record
AUGCGUCGCUACGAAGGUCUGUGGCACAAGCGACAGCUUGUACCGUGCUGGAUUCUCCAGUGUCUUGCAGCAGGUGUAUUUCUGAUCGCCUCGGGCCUGCUCCUGGCGGCCGCUGCCUACGUCAAGAAGAACGAGACCGACCUGGACUACAGUUACUAUGGUUACAGCACCGACCAGCUGCUCACCUACGCCGCCGCCGCCGGCAGUGUCAUCCUCGUCUUCUCCGUGUGCACCAUUGUCUUUGACAUUGUCGAGUGCGUGUUGUACGCGCGCCGCGUCCUAAGCCCCGUCGCCCUGCUGGUGCUCGCGGUGCUCAAGACUGCAGCUUGGGGUGCCUACUUUAUCCUGGCCAUUGUCAGCGCCGCCCAGGGCAGCGCCAGCUGGCUUGAUCUCUUCUUGAGUGCCGUCCUGGUCUCGACGGCUCUGAGCCAGCUUAUCCUUGGAGCCAGAUUCACACAUCGUCUGCGCAAGGGCACGCUCGACAACCGCGGCAACUACAGCGCGGCCGCGGCCCAGCAUGUAGAGGGCGGCAUGGCCCCUCCACCCGCUGGGUACGCCUACGGAGGCCCUCAGUUGAAUCCUUUCAACGACACUUCCUACAGAUCGCCUAGUCCCAACUCGGCCGUGUACCCGCAGAAGCCUGAGGACCCUAACUACGGCGUCGAGAUGCAGUCUCAGCGACCUCCACACUACGCUUAG